UGACGUCGAGUUGCUGCCUGCGGCCUCCAUCAGUGGCUGACGACGACCUAUCAAGAAAGAUCACAAAGAAACUUUGUCGACAUUGCCACCACGUUUGGCUUUCUUUUCCCUGUGGGGACUCGAUCGAAUUACAGUAAACACUUGCAAGAUUUCUCCAAGAGAGCCCCUUUCCCCUGCUAGCACAAGUUCACGCACAGAUGACAUGGAGGAAAGUUGUGAAGGUUUCUCCUUGCUUCAUCUUGCAUGCCGUGUCGCAGAUGUUGGGAUGGUUGAAUUACUAUUGCAGUAUGGCUCUACUGUAAAUAUGACUGAUUCAAAGGGCCGGACACCCCUUCAUCACUGCAUUUUGAAAGGAAGACAUCAGCAUGCCAAGCUUCUCCUCUCCAGAGGGGCCGAUUCACAAGCGAUGGAUCAAGAUGGUAGAACAGCAUUACAGUACGCAAUUGACGGUGGAACAAGCGAUGAAGAUAUUCUUAUUUUGUUAGAGGACCAUAGUAGAUAAUCUUGCAAUCACAUCUUCAGAAAAUCAAAGCCCCCCUUUUGGUGUGGUCGACUCAACUAACAUGGCUCCAGUUGCGCCCGGUCCCAGCUUGCCUUGCAGAUAAUCCAAGUUUGUGGCAUGAAAGCAAUUUA
This is a messenger RNA of Panicum hallii, 633 nucleotides long. Its product is annotated as ADP-ribosylation factor GTPase-activating protein AGD1-like. The transcript is spliced from 2 exons. Gene Ontology annotation, molecular function: GTPase activator activity; protein binding. The record is from RefSeq and is a predicted model, not a curated record. The coding region runs from base 203 to 502 and encodes 99 amino acids. Lineage: Eukaryota; Viridiplantae; Streptophyta; Magnoliopsida; Poales; Poaceae.